Molecule: messenger RNA, 838 nt
Organism: Paramecium pentaurelia
Lineage: Eukaryota; Ciliophora; Oligohymenophorea; Peniculida; Parameciidae
Source: the annotation of a GenBank genome assembly
AUGAAUGAAUGUAUUAGCAUUAAAAGUUUAGAUAAAAUACUUUAGUAAAGGCAACCUUAAAAAUAGAAUUCGUAUACUCCUUAAAGUUUGUUAACACCAAAUACAUCUCCAAAUUCAAGAUUAAGAGUAUUGAGUCCAACUAAUAAACUAGAUUCCACAGAUAAAUUAUAUAGAACUUCAAAUAGUAUUAAAUACUUUUAACACAUGAAUAAAAGGGAUAUUUUGUAAAAGAAAAUGAAUCUAUUAACAGCAAAACUAAAAACAAAUAAAACUGAAGUCAUUAAAGAAGAUAAUGUAUUUAGUGACAGAUUACUUAUAACGAGUUUUGAAAAUUUUGUUAAUGAAACUGAUCAAAAAUUAUAAAAAUUAUGUUAUUGGAUUGGUAAAUCACCACAAAAUAAUUAAAAUUUACAACCAAUAAUAGUGAAUAAUGAAGAACAAAUAGAAAAUUUUGAAUAGAAAAUCAUUAAGUAUUAUCUAUUAUAAAUAUAGAACUAAAAAAAAUUUAUAAGAGUAGAGAUAAUAACUAAAAUAUGCUAAGCAAAAAUAUUAAUCUAAUAAAUAAUAAUUACAACAAUUGAAAUUUGAAUUAGAUCAAUUGAAUGAAGAUUAAAAAAUACUUGAAAUCAGUACUAAUAAUAGAUCUUUAAAAGAUGAAAUAGUUUAUAAUAGAUAGAGUAUUCUUAAACACAAAUAAAUACUAUUAACAGUCGAUUAAUUCAUCAAUAAAUACUUGAAGGAAUAAUUGCUGAAUUAAAAUUGUUAAAUUGGAGAAUAUAUUAAUAAAUUCAAUGACAUUUAUAUGUAAAUGCAAAUAACACUUGAUUAAUAAAUCUGA